Culex quinquefasciatus (southern house mosquito) is the source of this 935-nucleotide messenger RNA. RefSeq lists its product as uncharacterized. Bases 189 to 716 code for a protein of 175 amino acids. Lineage: Eukaryota; Metazoa; Arthropoda; Insecta; Diptera; Culicidae. The record is from RefSeq and is a predicted model, not a curated record. The transcript is spliced from 2 exons.
GACAAACAGACGUAAAUCUCUUUUUAAUUCCAUCAAUCAGGAAUAUAACGGCUGAUUUGAAUUUAAACUUAGUUCUCGGAUUAUCCACCAGAAUAGGAUGGCGCUGCAAUCAAGGCACACUUUCAAAUGACGUUUAAGCUAGCGCGCCAAAAGUUUUGUUUUUUUUCUGCUGCUACUUGAGUGUGAGGAUGGACCAGUUUGGAGAAGAUUGGCCGGUGAAAUUUUUGGAUCCGGACUCGCCUCCGGGUGUGGAUUCCGCUGAACGGUCUGUUGAGCAUUUAGAUAAUCCUCAAUCCUUCCCGGCCGAACCGUUAGAAGAAGAGACGCCGGAUUGGUUUGAAAGUUUUAUCACAAAACACGAGCUACAGGAUGAAGAUAUGCCGGAUGCGAACUGCGGAAGUCUACUGCUAGACCGACACGAGCCACUGGACGAAGAAAUGCCGGAAGCUACGAGUAACGAUUCCGGUGUUCUGAACAUCGGAAGAUUCUUAGGCAAUUCCAACAACGAGACGCCGUCCCAUUCAGCUGAUUUUGUUAUUUCAUCCGUCGGCGUUGAUGGUGUACCCCAACUUGACCAGGUGAAUGUGUUAGGCAAUGCAGUGUCCACCGGAAUCGCCUCGCCAACCUCGAGCACGCAAGAGACCGCGAGAAUCUUGACUCCGUCGUGGUUCUCAAAUCCGGCCUUCGUGAAUGAAGCGAAUUGUCUCUGUACAUAAAUGAUUUUUCACGUUCACCGAAUCGCCGAUUUUGGUCUCCAGGAAAGCUGGAUGGCAGAAACUGGCCACUGGUAAGGUUGAAGAUGUAGGUAUAGACCGUCGACAACAAGGUCAACCUGGUCUCAUACGAUUAUUUGGUUGCUUGCAUGUGGACUAAAUUGCUUGCCGAGAAGGUAGCUUAACCUCACGCUAAGAAAUUUAUUAUUUAAACUCAUGGCC